Molecule: messenger RNA, 2938 nt
Organism: Polistes dominula (European paper wasp)
Lineage: Eukaryota; Metazoa; Arthropoda; Insecta; Hymenoptera; Vespidae
Gene: Orc3
Product: origin recognition complex subunit 3
Biological process (GO): DNA replication initiation; DNA replication
Cellular component (GO): nuclear pre-replicative complex; DNA replication preinitiation complex; nuclear origin of replication recognition complex
Molecular function (GO): DNA replication origin binding
Source: RefSeq, a predicted model, not a curated record
CCACGAACAUUUAAGGAACUAGAACGCACGCGUUCUCCCGCACUUCGUAUAACCAGCAGUAUGUAAACGUUUGAAAGAAUACGACGUUUGUGUUGUGUGUUUUAUAUUAUUUUCUUUUUUUAUCAUUUAUGUUAUCGUUAAUCAGUGUUAGUGUUUUAUAUUAAACGUUAUUCUAUUGUAUUUUCCUAUUUUGAAGAAAAAAAAUGGGCGAUAUCUCCGUAUCUAAGGGUGUUUUUCCUCAUAAAGGUAGUUAUAAAAUUGGUCAAAAAAAAGCUAUUCGCAAUAACUAUGAUUAUUCCAAUGAAUUAUGGUAUAUUACAUACAAAGAAAUAUGGGAUAUGAUUCAAACAAAAGCAGAGUGUAUAAGAUCUAAUAUGAUCAGUCAGUUGAUAUCUGAUUUACAAUCUUUUGUAUUAAGUGUACAGUCAAAUAGUAUUGAUAUAUUUAAAAAUGAAUUACCAACAGCUAUGCUAUUAACUGGUGUUAACAUACCGGAUCAUUCUAAAAUCUUUCAAAAGAUAGUUCAUACAUUAGAGACUUUAACUUUGAACGUUGCAAUAUUAUGGAGUAAAGAUUCUAACAAUAUUAAAAGUAUAGUUUCAGAUACAGUAUUUCAAUUUAUGAAUAAAAAUGGAGAGAAAUAUAAUUUACAGGAUGAUGAAUAUGAAAUAAAGAAAGCUCAUUGUAGUAUGCGUGCUUUAAAAUUAUGGUACUUAACGCACUGUGAUCAGUCUGAUCCUUUGAUCAUUAUAAUCCCUGAUUUUGAAAGUUUCUCACCUAACGUACUCCAUGAUUUUAUAUUAAUAUUAAGUUCUUAUUCGGAUACAAUCAAAUUUGUAUUACUUUUUGGUAUUGCAACAACAUUACACGUUGUACAUAGAUCUUUGUCGUAUGAUGCUACUUCUAAGUUAAAAGUAAAGGUAUUACAUAUGCAAACACAAAUUAAAAGUUUAGCCGAUAUAUUGGAAGGAACGAUUUUUUCUACGGAUAUUUUCUUUAGAUUGACCGGAAGAGCGUUUCAAUUAUUAACAGAUAUUUUUUUGUUCAAUGAUUUCUCGGUUGAUCGUUUUUUACAACAUUAUAAGUUAUGCACGAUACAUCAUUUUUAUGGGAACAAUAUAAACUCAUUGUGUUGUCAAAGAAAAGAUAUAAAAUCUAGAAUAUCUGCACUAACUGAGGAAGAUAUUAAAGAUUUGAAGAAAUUACCAUCAUUUGAAAAAUAUUUAAAAACUUAUCAACAAUUAGAUGAAAAUAACAAACUUAAAGAUAAAAAAUUAAUGAAUUUAAUAGAAACUUUAUUGAUACAAUUUCACGAAUAUAUGACGAGAUUUUUAACGAUAUUAAAAUGUCUGCAUACUUUGGUAUCAACCUUACCAAAAGAACCAUUAGGAAAACAGUUACGCGAAGUUUAUACAAAAACGGUUUAUUCGAGUAAUGUUACGGAGUCUCAAGAAUACAGAGAAUGCCUUCAGCUAUUAAACUUUUUAUCGAAAGAAGAGUUGUUAACAAAAUUAGAGUCUAUCAAGAUGAUACUCGAAAAUACGAUGAAGGAGGAGGAAAAAUAUCUCUUGAAAGAAUUUCAUGAAAAUUUGACGACACGUAUCAAUGAAAUUAAAGAUGCUAGUUUGGAUGUUAUUAAUAAUAAUAAUGCGGAAAUCAUUUCUGCCGAUCAAAAACUUUCGCGUAAUCAAUUGAAACAGAAAUUAUUCGAGUUGAGUCAGAAUCAUAAGCGUUCACCUUACAAGCAAGCUCAAUUUGAUUUAAUAAACUAUUUAGAUCGUGAGAUCUUCAGCGUUUAUCUAUUAAAUCCAACUGAAAUACCCAUGAACGAGAUAUUUUGUUAUAACGAUGGUAAUGCAGUUAAACAACAUAUUCGUGGUUCUGUAAGAGGCUCCAUACACAUGGGUUUGAAUGAUCCGCAAACGUACUUGCAGUGUGGCUGUUGUAAAUUAGAAAACGAGGAUGCUAUUUCCACAACGUUGCCAGAUUUAAGUAUAAUUUAUAAACUACAUUUGGAAUCCAAGAAGUUGAUCAAUAUGUACGACUGGUUACAGGCUUUUUCAACGAUAGUAGAUCCAGUUGAAGAUACAGAAGAGGAACGGGAAAUUGAUCCUAAAAUACAAGCACGUUUCACUCGUGCGGUAACUGAUUUACAGUAUUUAGGUUUCAUCAAGACGUCCAGGUUGAAAACGGAUCACGUUAAGCGACUCACUUAAAUAAGGAUUAUCAAUAAAAUAAAUAUCAUUUUUUGUGUUUUUGCGCUUUUUAUAUUUUAGAUAUAUAUUUUUAUAAUAAUCAAUACAUCUCUAAAUUCAUUGUCAGCCAAUGGUUUUUUUUUUGGGACGUAUUUUUUUAAUAACUGCAACUUCAGAUUGAAAUAUAUUUAUUGAAAUCAUAACUUUGUACCUCGUGUGCUUCAUGAAAAUAUUUAAAAAAUCUCUCAUUAUUUUAUUUUAAAUCAAUAAUUAAUGAGAUAUUAGGUUGUUCGGAAAGUAAUUUAAUUUUUUCCUGACACAAUAAUUGGCAUUAAGUUGAUGUAAAUCAGCAAAUAACAAGGUGUGAGAUCGGUGAGAUGUUAAGUUUAUCAAAUGCAACUGUUUAUGCCGACUGGAAAGACUUAGGUUUAACUUCAAAGUAAAAAUUGUCUACAUUUUCACAAAAGAUAAACGACAUUACUUUUCGAACAGCUCAAUAUAAAAUAAUUUUUACACUUAAAUAAAAAACAAACAAACAAAUUGUUGCAAAAAAAUAUUGGCUUUGUCAACUAAGUCACAUUGCUGGUUUUUAAAAGCCAUCUAUCGACAAAAUCCACAAUCACCGCAAUCAUUUAGUUGCCAAACCAAUAAUUCUAUUUAAUUAGUAUAAAUAACAUUAUAUACAGUUAAUUUAAUGUUUUUUUUUGUUUUGCAUUUUCGUAUUAUGGCGUGUAAUAGGUUAA